UAAAAAGCACAACAUUUGCCUAUGGGAUGUAGUGGAAAAGAAGUGUAGCUGGAUUUAAAAAUACUCAAGUAAAGUCCCUUAAAAUUGUACUAACAGUACUGAAGUAAAUAGUUACAUUCCACUAGUGGGGAUAAUAUUGUAAGCCAAUAUUUUAUGUCAGUAUCUAAAGGUUACAACAUUAAUAUUUUGCUAUUCUUGACUGUGUUCCUACCAUUUAGUGACAGUAUGACUGCAAAGAGGUCCACAGUGCUGAGAAAGACAAAGAGCCAAUUAGAAGAAGCUCCAGAGAACAAUGAAGUGCCACAGAGGAAGCCGCUCUCCCUUGAAGCUAAACGCAUCUUAAACAUGUUGGAAAACUGCAUUAGUGGAGUUGAGUUUGUAGCAAUGCUGCCUGCUCUCCUCCAGUUAAACAGUCUUUCUAGUGUGGUGGACAAGGACUUGAGUAUGGCUCUUCAGGAGCAUCAACUAUUAGAAAAAAGACUGGAGACAUUUGAAUGUCUCAUGCAGGGGUCAGACGGGGAACAAGGGAGAGAAGUUGGUAAGGCCAUGGCUGGACUUGAGAAGGACAUCAAGAAUUCUUUGAGGGAUCUGUUAAGGCUGGCAAGAGCCCAUCCUGAUGCCAUUUCUGGUUUGAAGGCAGAGCUAGGUAAGACGCUCGCUGUAGGGGAGAGUGAGUACAAACUAAUUACAGGGCUUGAGAAGUUUCAGAGCUGUGUGGUUGAAACGCUGCUGACCAGUGUGGAGGAGGAGCUACAUGAUCAGCUGGAUCUCCAAAAGUCUUCAUACCAAAACCACCGUCUGGAGAUCCUAGCUUUAAAGCAAGAAAAACAAGCAAUAUUCAUGGAGCAACAAGAUGCAGAGAUCUUUGAGAAAAAGGAAGAAAUCAAACGCUGCCAAGGUUAUCUGGAAGAUAACAAGAGACGUAAGGCAGGUAUUUCACUUCUUCCGGUCCAGCAGAGCCAGCAUACUGCAUCAAAGAUGAAGAAGGCCGGUAAAACACAAGCUAUUGAUCAACCGAACAUUCUGCUCAGGAAGUUGAUCUUUGAAAACAGGCAGGCAGAGAGAGUAAUCCAAGAGAAAAUUGAAAAGAUGGAGACAGAAAUUGAAAACUUGCUUUAUACUUUUGACGCGGAAAUGGAAGAAAAACAGGCUAAACUGGAUUUGAACAGAAUGUAUUAUGAAAAGGAGGACGGGGAGCUGAAAACACUGGAGAAACUCUUCUCUGUCCUAGAGGUCGAGUGCAACCAGAUCAAAGAGAAGCGUCGGCUGGCAGCAGAGAAGAGAAUGUUGGAGGCGAAGGAGCUGGAGCUAAAGACCAAAGCUGCAAUUAUGGCACAAGCCUGGUGGAGAGGCUACAGUACUCGCAAGGCCUUAAAAAACAAGGGCAAAAGCAAGAAGGCCAAAAAAGGAAAAGGCAAAAAGACCAAAUAAGCCGCUGACUGGUUUAAUUACUCAGAUGUACAAGGACACACCCUACCUGAAUGAACGUUUUUGGAUGUUUUAUUUAAAAUAUAUAAAUAUUCUAUUGAGCAUAUACCAUUAUACUUCACAUUCAGAGUGUGUUUGUCAUUAAAUAUGUUAUUUUUUUAAUGAAGUUCUAUGUGUUUUAACCUCAAACAGAUGUUUUAAACACACAGCACAAAGGACUGCGUUGGUUUGUUAAAUGUAUAUAAUGUCUUGCUGCAAACAUUAUCAAACUAUGCAGAUGUCCACAGAUGGACCUGUUGGACAUACACCUGUAUAUCUCUUGUAAGGACAUGGAUUUAAAUGACCUGGCAAAUCCCCAGAAAAGCUUUCCUUAACAAAUCAGCUAAAAUAAGUUAACACCAAUUGCUGUUUUCUUUAAUAGCCACGAGGGGGCAGUACAGGGCUUUUUGUUCUGAAUGAUUCAUUGUCCUCAUUACAUUGUGCCAAUAGGAGGAGGAUUGAAUACCAACCAUAUAAGUUAUCUGAUGUUGCUAGUAGAUAUACAGCGUUUAUGAACAAGUCACCCUCAAAUGUUUAGCUACCACUAUCAGAACCAUUUCAGAAUUUAGAAUCAAGCCAUGUUACUAACAAUGAUGAGAUACAUGGACAAUAGUUGAUUGCACUCAGUGUUCAGGUUUAUUGAAGUUCAGUGUCUACAAGUUCACAGUUAAUGAAACUCACAGAGUUUAACAUUAGAUAAACACACUUUAAUUAUUUAGUUCCAUCUCAGCAAAGGAGACUCAUAGUAAAAGGUUACAUUGAAGCCUUUUUUUUUACGGUGACUUGGAAAGCUCUUUUUGUCUCUUUUCUUUCCAUCUUGUCUCUGUGAAGAAGUCUGAUAUUGUUUGACCAUGUCGUCGCUGUCUUGAAUGAACGUCUUAACCUGAGGAGACAAUAAAAAAAUUACAAGUG
Molecule: messenger RNA, 2379 nt
Organism: Gymnodraco acuticeps
Lineage: Eukaryota; Metazoa; Chordata; Actinopteri; Perciformes; Bathydraconidae
Gene: drc10
Product: IQ motif containing D
Exons: 4
Coding region: 154-1431 (425 amino acids)
Molecular function (GO): protein binding
Source: RefSeq, a predicted model, not a curated record